AUGGAGUGCCCAAAUCAAACAGCACCAAAUGAAUUUAUCCUCUCUGGGUUUCCUUGUACAGAAGAAUUAAAGGUCCCCUUGAUUCUCUUCUUCUCAACCAUGUUUGCACUUACCAUUUCUGGAAAUUCUCUGAUCAUCUUGGUGGUGAUCUCGGACCUUCAACUGCACAAGCCCAUGUACUGGUUCCUCUGUCAACUCUCUAUCCUGGACAUGGCCUUUUCAGCUGUGGUGGUUCCCAAGGUUAUUGCAGGCUUCAAUUCUAGAGGAAAGAUCAUUUCUUUUCCAGGGUGCAUAACAGAGGUGUUCUUUUUUACCCCUGUUGGGUGUGCAGAAUGUUUUCUCUACACUUUGAUGGGUUAUGACCGCUUUUUGGCCAUUUGUAAACCACUCCACUAUAGCAACAUCAUGAGCUGGGAAACCUGUCUCACCCUCUCCUUGGGUACCAUAAUUGGAGGCAUCCUCAAUUCUGCAUUUCAGACAACUAUCACCUUUCAUGCACCUUAUGGAGAGGACAAUUAUAUUGACUAUGUCUUCUGUGACAUUCCAUCCAUCCUUAAGCUGGUCUGUGUGGACAUAACAUUCAAUGAACUGAUGUUCGUUAUUGACAUGAACUUUAUAACUAUGACCUGCUUUCUCCUCAUUCUAGCCUCUUAUGCUUAUAUCAUC
Molecule: messenger RNA, 666 nt
Organism: Protobothrops mucrosquamatus (brown spotted pit viper)
Lineage: Eukaryota; Metazoa; Chordata; Lepidosauria; Squamata; Viperidae
Product: olfactory receptor 10G6-like
Exons: 1
Biological process (GO): G protein-coupled receptor signaling pathway
Cellular component (GO): membrane
Molecular function (GO): G protein-coupled receptor activity; olfactory receptor activity
Source: RefSeq, a predicted model, not a curated record